AGGACUGCAGCGCUCUGAGUGAAAGCAGCUAAAGGCGGAGGCGGGGUUCUGGUGAAUUCCCCUUCCACCUUCCCCCACCCUCCUCUAGCUGGAUUCCAGCUUGCUGCGGCUGCUCCAUAGCCAUUUGCAGGAUCCAAACAACGGGAGCGGCUUUUCACAGGAUGGUGAUCCAAGUAUACAUUGCGUCUUCCUCUGGUUCAACUGCGAUUAAGAAAAAACAGCAAGAUGUGCUUGGUUUCUUAGAAGCUAACAAAAUAGGAUAUGAAGAAAAGGAUAUUGCAGCCAAUGAAGAGAAUCGGAAGUGGAUGAGAGAAAAUGUACCUGAAAACAGUCGGCCAGCCACAGGGUACCCCCUGCCACCUCAGAUUUUCAAUGAAAGCCAGUACCGUGGGGAUUACGAUGCCUUCUUUGAAGCCAGAGAAAAUAAUGCAGUGUAUGCCUUUUUAGGCUUGACAGCACCACCUGGUUCAAAGGAAGCAGAAGCCCAGGCAAAGCAGCAAGUAUAAACCUUCAGCAUUCCACUUUCAGCAUCCUGAAAAAUGAGUCUUCAUUGCUUUUAGAAAAUAGCAAAAUUAUCUUGGCUUCAGAAGAAACAGGCUUAAUAUCAAAAUAAUAGAUUAGUUGGUGUUUUAGCAUGCAAACAAUCAAAAUGAAUACAUAAUAAAAUGUGAAUGUUAUGCAGAGGAGAAGGGGAGAUAAACAUAAAAUUUUAAGUAGAUAUCAUGAAAUAGAAUUUUUCUGCCAAGGCAUUUUAUAUAUUUCAAUGAUUUUACAAAGAAAAUGCCCUUCCCCCUUUUUAAUUGAUAUUUUUGCAGUUUAAAUAUAUCUCCAGCUCAACAUUGAGGAAUUUUAAAUGGAGAGAGAGAAUAAGCCUGUCCAUUGUUCCCAAAAUGUCUUGUUAAUUUUAAUGAACAAGAAUAUGUACCUUUUUGAUGUGAUAUUAUUGUGUUUAGAAAAGUACUUGCAAAUAACAUUUAUAUGUUAAACAUUGUAAUUUCCUAUGGUAAUUAUUACAUUCCCAUUUUUUUGUAGAUAAAACUUCUGUGUGCUGAAACACAAGUUUUCCAGUGUUCUAAAUAUAGCCUCUCAUGUCUUCCCAUGAAAAAGUAAUAGAUGCAUUCAGUUGCCAACUUCCUUGUUUAACUUCACUGCUAUGAUGGAAUCAUUUCUAAGUUCUUGCCUCAGUGAAAUAUAUAUGUGUAUAUCGUGGAAAUAGAAAAGUAAAAAUGUUUAAAAUGGCAUCCUCUUGCUAAGAGCUCAGACUUUUAAUUAUUAUCAAAUAGGUUGUCAAUCAUUUCCCAAGAUUGCUUUUCCUUGGGUUUUUGCUAAAAGAAAUCUUAGUGAUUUUCCCCCUUGUGAUAUAAAUGCCACUGUUUCUGAGAUACCUGGCAUUUUUUGUUAUAGUUUAGGUAUAUGUUCUGUGAGUAUAGUAAUCUAAGCAGAGAGAAUCUUUUCCUUGCCUAUAUUGCAGGAAAGAGCACAAGCACAAACAAAAGGGGCAACUUUAAAAUUUUUAAUUCUGAAGACUUUUAAAAUAAAGACAAGACACAUGACCUAAAUCAUUUACCCAGAAGAUAUACAUGUAGUAUUUAGUUCCAUACUACUUUUUUUUUUACUAAAAAUAAACAUCUUUUACUUUAAACUA
Messenger RNA from Tupaia belangeri chinensis (Chinese tree shrew), 1645 nucleotides. RefSeq names its product SH3 domain binding glutamate rich protein like (gene SH3BGRL). Bases 162 to 506 code for a protein of 114 amino acids. The transcript has 4 exons. NCBI's taxonomy places the organism in Eukaryota, Metazoa, Chordata, Mammalia, Scandentia, Tupaiidae. Gene Ontology annotation, cellular component: cytoplasm. The record is from RefSeq and is a predicted model, not a curated record.